AUGGCGACGUCUCUAUCCCCAUUCGAACAGGACCUGUCGUGUCCUGUGUGCUUUGAAAUCUUUAACGACCCAGUGAUUCUGUCCUGCAGUCACAGUUUCUGUAGGACAUGUCUACAGCGGAGCUGGGAGGAGAAAAUGGAAAGAGAGUGUCCUGUCUGCCGGCGUCGGUCAUCAGAUAAUUAUCUUUCUUCCAACCUGGCUCUGAGGAACACCUGUGAGUCUUACUUGCAGCAGAAGAGAGUGCAGGAUUCAGACCCCCAGAGAUGUUCUCGGCACUUUGAGAAGCUCAGUCUGUUCUGCGAGAAAGAUGAGAAGCUGGUGUGUACACAGUGUGUGUCUGAGGACCAUAAAAAUCACAGUUUCUGCUCCAUCAGUAAAGCUGCCAGCCCACGCAAGGAAAAGCUGAAGACUCAUCUAACAAACAUGGAGGCAAAACUUAAUAUUUUCAAAAAAUUUAAAGACAUCAGUGACCAGACAGCUGGACAUAUUAAGUGUCAGGCCCAGAACACAGAGAGAGGGAUAAAGGAGGAGUUUGAGAAGCUUCACCAGUUCCUCAGAGACGAGGAGGAGGCCACCGUAGCUGCACUGAAAGAGGAAGAAGAGGAGAAGAGCCAGAGGGUGAAGAAGAAGAUUGAACAGCUAGAUAAACAGAUAAUGGAAAUAAGUUCUAGAGUCACAGAAUUAAACAGUAUACUAAAAAAUGAUGCUUUGAUUGUACAGGAUUUUAGGAGGGCAAGUGAAAGAGCUCAGUACAUAGUAGCAGACCCAGAACUUGAGUCAGGAGCUCUGAUGGACGUGGCCAAACACCUGGGGAAUCUGAGUUACAGAGUUUGGAAGAAGAUGAAAAACCUCUGUCCUUACUUUCCAGUGAUUCUGGAUCCGAACAUUGCAAACUCCUCCCUCAGUCUAUCAGCAGAUCUAAGCAGCAUCUCACACUCUGCUGAAAACCCUCAACUUCCAGACAACCCAGAGAGGAUGAGUGGGUAUAAUGGAGUUCUGGGUUCUGAAGGCUUCUCCUCAGGAACUCACAGCUGGGAGGUGGAAGUUGGAAACAGUGAGGAUUGGAUUGUAGGAGUGGCUGAAGAAACAGUCAGCAGGAAGAAAGGCUUUUUAGCACUCCCAGAAAAUGGGUUCUGCUGUAUAUGGAGGUACGCUGAUGAGAUUAGUGCUGGAAUCUCUAAGGAUACAUCUGAAACUCUAAUGACAAAGCCAACCAUUCGGAGAAUCCGUGUCACACUUAAGUGGGAGAAAGGUCUUGUAACUUUUUCCAACACAGAUUAUAACACCGAUUUGUAUACCUUCGCACACACAUUCACUAAGAAGAUGUAUCCAUACUUCUACAACGAAAGUGUGCGCUCCUUAAAAGUUCUACCAAAAGAUAAAUUUUCAUUUUUCAGUAAUUUCAGUUCAGGUUAUAUAAGAUAA
This is a messenger RNA of Pygocentrus nattereri (red-bellied piranha), 1425 nucleotides long. RefSeq names its product nuclear factor 7, brain-like. Gene Ontology annotation, molecular function: protein binding; ubiquitin-protein transferase activity; zinc ion binding. Gene Ontology annotation, biological process: protein ubiquitination. Bases 1 to 1425 code for a protein of 474 amino acids. Lineage: Eukaryota; Metazoa; Chordata; Actinopteri; Characiformes; Serrasalmidae. The transcript has 6 exons. The record is from RefSeq and is a predicted model, not a curated record.